AUGGGAGAGACAUCUUAUAAAUGCCCUAAGUGUGGCAAAGAAUUUAGUGAUAAGUCACGCCUUAUGGGACAUCGGAGAAUCCACAUGGGAGAUAACCCCUAUAAAUGCCUUGACUGUGGGAAAAGUUUUAGUGAUAACUCGCACCUUGUAACUCAUCAGAGAACCCGCUCGGGAGAGAAACCCUAUAAAUGCACCGAGUGUGGGAAAAGCUUUAUUAGGAGGUCACAUCUUAUUUCCCAUCAGAGGAUCCACACUGGAGAGAAACCGUAUAAGUGCCUUGUCUGUGGAAGAGGUUUCAGCCAGACCGCACACCUUAUUUCACAUCAGAGGAUCCACACGGGAGAGAAACCCUAUAAGUGCCUUGAUUGUGGGAAAGGUUUCAUUCAGGGUUCACAUCUUCUUAGGCACGAGAGAACCCACACGGGUGAGAAACCCUAUAAAUGCCUGGAGUGCGGGAAAAGCUUCAUUCAGAGCUCGGAUCUUAUUUCACACCAGAGAACCCACACAGGAGAAAGAGCCUAUAAGUGCCUUGACUGUGGGGAAAGUUUUGAUUGGAACAUGCAGCUUGUUAGACAUCAGAUGCACCAUACAGGAGAGAAACCCUACAAAUGCCUGGAUUGUGGGAAAGCAUUUAGUGACAGUUCAGCCCUUAUUAUUCAUCAGAGACUCCACACGGGAGAGAAACCCUAUAAAUGCCUCGACUGUGGGAGAAGAUUCAAUCAGAACUCACUCCUUACUAGACACAAGAGAACCCACACUGGAGACAAACCCUACAAGUGCCUGGACUGUGGGAAAAGUUUCAAUCAGAGCUCAUACCUAAUUGCACAUCAGAGAACUCACACAGGAGAGAGACCCUAUAUAUGCCCUGAGUGUGGGAAAAGUUUCAGUUGGAGCUCAGAUCUGACGGCACAUCAGAGAACCCACACAGGAGAGAGACCUUAUAAGUGCCUGGAAUGUGGGAAAAGAUUCCUUCAAAGCUCAAAUCUUAGUGUGCAUCUGAGAAUCCAUACGGGAAAAACACCCUAUAAAUGCCCUGACUGCGGGAAAAACUUCAGUCAGAGUUCAAACCUGACUAGACACCAGAACACCCACAUGGCAGGAAAAACCUCAUAA
Molecule: messenger RNA, 1113 nt
Organism: Emys orbicularis (European pond turtle)
Lineage: Eukaryota; Metazoa; Chordata; Testudines; Emydidae
Product: zinc finger protein with KRAB and SCAN domains 7-like
Exons: 3
Coding region: 1-1113 (370 amino acids)
Biological process (GO): regulation of transcription by RNA polymerase II
Molecular function (GO): DNA-binding transcription factor activity, RNA polymerase II-specific; RNA polymerase II cis-regulatory region sequence-specific DNA binding
Source: RefSeq, a predicted model, not a curated record